Messenger RNA from Closterium sp. NIES-65, 16581 nucleotides. The record is from the annotation of a GenBank genome assembly. NCBI's taxonomy places the organism in Eukaryota, Viridiplantae, Streptophyta, Zygnematophyceae, Desmidiales, Closteriaceae.
AUGACCAAGGAAUGCAGUAAAGAGCAGCUGCUUCGGGCUUUAGAAGACCCCAGCCCGACCGCCUUUCUCGAGUUGACGCUUCGCCACGUGUCGAAGCAGGAUCCGUUGAACUUAAGCCACGUGGUAUCAGGUUUCAAUAGAAGCACCACUCCCCGCCUGUGCUCCGCUCUGCUCCACCUCACGACGCGCACGCUCGAUAAGGUGCUUCAGCUGAUCGCAGCACGCGACACGACUGCGUCGCAACACACGACUCCAAGCACCGCCAACGCCUCAACCGCUGCCUCCGCUAACGUUCCCGCGCAUGCCUCUGCUAAUGUCUCCGCACAUGCUUCCGCUAACGGCUCCGCUAACUCGUUUUCAGGAUCCGGGAGCGCGGUUACCCCGCCAGCUGACCUGCUGACCGUCUGCCAGUCGAUACACAACGUUCUUAUCGACUUGAGUGGUUUUGACCCAGUAGCACAGGAAGCAGCAGCUCGCGUGUUCGAAUCCUGGUGGCAGUCGGAUUUGAGAGGCAAGGACACCCUCAUCGCACAGACGCUUCCGUAUCUCCUCGCGAGAUCGCUUGAGCUCUCUCGACCAGUGGACGUGCGACGCGUGUACGCCAUGCGCGACGCGUUUUCGCAGCUUGAGUUCAGCCACGCGGAGAGCAUAGCCGGGACUCGCGGGCUGCUACUUAGGUGUCUCUUCGCGCCGGUGUAUUUGAAGACCACAGAAGGUCGGCGCUUCCUCUCCUUCUUUUUGCUUCUAGACCUCCAGCUCCUUAAAGAGUCCAUACUCAUUAUAAGGAAUCAGAUUCCAUCGGGAAGGAAGUCGCUGCUAGAAGCUUACGGCGAGGUAUUUUUCCGAACCUGGCGAUCUGCCGAGCCUGGCCCGAGCCUGUUGGAAAUCGAGUACGGCUUUCUGCAGGGGCUGAUCGAAGCUGCAGUCUUCGCUCGGACACCCGAGCUGGGAGCGGCGGUUCGGCGAGUGGUGGCCGGAUUCUCCAAUCAGAUGCUGCAACGUGGCGUGGACGAGCUGCUUCUGCGCGUAUCAGAGCCGAUCAUAUUCCGAAGCCUACAGGCCGCCAAUCCAGCUGUCCGCCGCAACGCCCUUCUCCUAUUGGCCGAGCUCUUCCCCCUCCGCGACCCGGCUCAAGGACGAGAGGCGAACGAGUCGCUCCUUAAUCGGCAGCUAUCGCUCCUCUUUGAUCGCCUCUUAAUGGAUCCCUGUCCCGCGGUUCGAGCCUCCGCUGCUGAGGUGGCAGGGCGUGUGCUUUGCGUCUUCUGGGAGGUUAUCCCGUCGAGCGUCGCCACGUCAGCGCUGACGCGGAUGGUUGACGAGCUGGCUGCUGACGUGGCCAGUCCCGCGGUGCGGAUGGCGGCAGUGCGGGCGGUGGGACACCUGUUACAGGGUAACCCGGUUUGCCAUGAGCUGUUACGGGGGAUGCUGCCGCGAAUGGCUGCGGGAUUGAGGGACAGGUCGCGUGGGGUGAGAGUGGCAGUGGCGGAAUUGCUUAUAACGGUGGCUAAUAACACCAGCAUAAGACUAAAAGAGGUUAUUUCAUCGGGCCAGCUCAUACAGGCUCUGGAGGAGCCCAACGAUCCAAUAGUAUCGCGCCACGUCACCCGCGUCCUCCUGCCGACUUACCUGCCGACCCACCUGCCCCCUGUUGCUGCUGCCGGCCGUUUUAUCACCCUGAUGCAGCGGUCUCUCCCUGCUGCUGCUGCAUUUGCGCGCUGCAGCUUCCAGGAAGGUGCAGGACUCGAAGCUGUGAUUGAAGCCGUGAGGGCUGUUGUAGACUUGUUGGUGAUUGUAACGGAUGGAGGGGAGGGAGGCGAGGGGAGAGGGGAGGUGAGAGGGGAGGGAAGAGGGGAGGAGAAAAAGGAGGGGAGAGGGGGCGGUGGUAAAGGGUGCAAGAGAAAGGGAAAGAGGAGGCGAGGGAGAGCGGGAGAGGGAGAGGAGGGGGCAGAUGGAACGGUGACAUGUGGGGAAGGAGGGAAGGUUAGAGGUGGGGAGGCUGCUUCUGGGGAGGGUGGAUCUAAGGACGAGAAGGAGUGUAGUAAGGAGGAGGAGAAGGACCGAGAGGUGAUGUAUCGUGUGGUGUUGGGGUUUGUUCAGGGAGUAAUGGUGGAAGGGGGAGGAGGAGGAAAAGGAAGCGGAUUCAAGGCAGGAAACAGGGGUGAAUGUGAAAGCUCAGAUGCAGCUGCAGCUAUGGCUGAUACUCUGGAUGCUCCUGCUCUCAAACGGUUGCUUCUCUCGGCACGUACUGCAAGUCAACGGGCGGCGGUGCUACGAAUCGCCGCCCUGCUGCCGCCCGUGUCAGUGGAGGAGCUUGCUGACGUGUGCAGGGAGGGGCUCCUGAGGGUUGGGCGGAAGAGGGAAGAGGGGAACCAUGAGGGAGUCAAUAAAGCGUUUGCGGAAAUCUCUGAUAAUCUCGCUGGUGUGAGGAUGGGUGAGGCGAUGGAGUGGAUGGAAGGGAGGAGGGAGGAGAGGCGGGAGGUGGAGGGUGUGGUGGUGCUGACACGCGCGUGGGGCGGGUUGGGUCAGCUGGUAGACGCGUUAGAGGUGUCUCUUGCUGCGGGUGUUGAGAGGGAGGUGGAGAGGAGAGAGCGGAGGGGGAACGGAAAGGAGGGGAAGGGAGGGGGGUCGGAUACGAUAGAGGAAGGAGAGGGAAGGGGCGGUGAGGAAAAGGAGGAGGAGGAAGAGAAGGAGGUGGAAGAGAUAUUACUUUCGGAUGAUGAAGAUGAGGAGGGUGGGGAGGAAGGCGAGGAGGGAGAGGGGGGGGAAGAGGAGGAGCUCACGGGGGCAAGAGAGGAGGCAGAGGUAGAAGAGGUAGAAGAGGUGGUGAAGGAAGAGGAGGUGGAGGAAGUGGAAGUGGAAGUGGAGGAGUUUGAGGAUGGGGAGACGAGAGAGGAGGAGGGAGAGGAGAAGAUGAUGGUUGGGGAGGAAGCUUUGCGGCGAGGAAACAGACGUGUGACUCGGAGCAUGGGAGGAGGCAAGGAAGCUUCCAGGCAAUCAACUGAAAGCCCGUCAGUUGCAAAGGAUGGCACGGGGAAGAGGGGGCUAUUGGAGGGAGGGGGGGGGAAGGGAAAGCUAGGGAAGAGGCAGCAAGAAAAGAUAGGGCGAGGAAACAAGGUUCCUGGAAGGAAGAGAGGUGCUGCUGGUGUGAGAGAGGUCUAUAACGAGGAUGCAGCAGAGGGAAGUGAUUCGGACCAAUCAGAGCUUGCCAGCGAGGCAGCAGCCACUGUGAUGCCUCCUUGUGUGGUGGCCUACCGCCUGGAGAUUCUCCUGGGCCAAUCAGAAGCGAGAGCUGAGUUACUGCGCAUGCCCGGGGUGCCUGGGCGGCUGCUGGGCCUGCUGAGGACAGCUGUCGACGCGCAACUGGCCGGGAUGAGCGAUGUGGCGAAUGCUACUCCUGCUGCUGGCCCUGGUUCGGAUGGUUGUACUAGGACGGACUCAGAUGCUGCUGUGAAGGAUGAUCGUGCUGCUGAUGAGCAUGAUUUGGAGGUUAAGGAAGCAGAGUGGGUGCAAGGAGCGGCUCUGCGUGUGUAUGUGAAGUUGCUGGUGCUGAUGUGGAGUGAGAGGCAGCAGGAGGAGGAGGAGCUGGGACGGAGGGCGCAGAAGCAAGGACGGCAGGUGGACGACAAGGGGUGCUCCAGCCUGCACGGGGCUCAGAAGCAAGAAAAGCAAGUAGGCGACGAGGUGUGCCCUAGUGUGGUACAUGGUUCACUGCCUCGUCUCCCCGUCCCUCCUGUCACCUCUAGCAUAUCCCCUCAUGCUUCCUGCCAUCUCCCUUCUGUCUCUAUUGCCUUUCAACCCCGCUUCUUCUCCCCCCCCCACCUUCCUCCCCUUCUUCCCCUUUUUGCUCUCCCUGCAUCACAGAGCGAGCUGUCAGAUCAUCUUCUCGAACUGAUCUCAACCGUCCAUGCAAUGCUGGCCCUGAUCUCACAAGCACACCAAACUCCCGGCGAAUCUCGACCGUCCAAGGCAAGCAGAGCUGCCAUCUGGGCCGUCGCUCCUUCCUUCCUGUCCACCCUCACUGCUGUCCUCGCAGCUUCCUACACUUCUCUCCUCCUGCCUAUGUUGAAGUGUAAAAGGGAGGCAGAGAGAGGAGAACCGCACGCACUGGUGCUUGGAUGCUGUGGUUUAGCGCUUGCGCUGCUGAGGAGGCAGGCUGAGAGUGUGAGGGAGGGAGGGGAGGGAGGGGCGGCGGCUGGGAGGGAGGGUGGUGCAAUGGUGUGGAUGGCGGUGCUUUCAGCUGUUGCUUGCUGUAAGAGGGUUCUGACUGCCGCUGGCACUGCUGCUGGUGUUGUUGCCGCCACUGUUACUGGCCAACAAGAGGGGAAUGGGGAGGAGGUCCGGUGUCUGCAAGGAGAGGUGGAUGCUGCUAGUGCCUUGUUGAAGGGCAGUUUGGGGGGGAUUGAAGCGGAGGGGGGAGCUGGGGAUGGAGAAUGCAAGAAUGAAGGGGGUUUUGGGGCGAGGAAUGCGGUUGGAGGUAAAGACAACGAAGCAGGAGAUGUGGAGGAAGGGGAUGCAGGGGACGCAAGUGGGGAGGAGGGUGCAGGCGUGGUAAAAGCCUCUUGCAAUGCUUAUAACGAGUACGAAGGCGAAUACGACGGUGCGGAGGGUACAGUUUCAAGAGCCAGUAGGAUUCUUUCCGGCAACGUGGAGCUGAAUCUGCUAGACAUCCAACAGAGGGUAGAGGGUCCGCGGACAGAAGCAGCUGAGGCGCUUGCAGAGUGGAGCGCUGGGGCUGGAGGGGCGGAGGGGAUUGGUACGAGGGGUUCUGAUAGGGCAGGAGCUGCUCAGGACGAGCCGUUUCUCCAGUACGUGCUUCUGGAAAAGAAGCCCGCGGUGACAGGCGGUGGUUUGGCAAAGGAGCCGCAAGGGGAGCUGUUUGGGGUUCUUCUGAGGUUUUUGGAGGGGGAGGGGCUGGAGGCGCAUGUUUACGUGAAGAGCAAGCGGGUGUCGUGCGCGGGGAUCAUUGCGCCGUUCGCUGGCCAUGCGGCCGUGUUGAGGAUCCGCGAUUGCCCGACUUUGCUGGGUCGCCAGCGGCGUAAGCCUGAGAAGCCGCUGAGGAAGCCAGAAGGGGCUAGGCAGAAUCGCAGCCGGGGUUUCCCGGUGUCUGGCCGAGGCUGUGCGAAGCGGAGGCUCCAGGAACGGCAUCAACAGGGUUACCAGCAGGAGGGUUACCAACAGGCGAAGAUUCCCCGUAGUGGUGCUGGCGAGAAGAAGGGAAGGGCGGAUGGGGAAGGUGGGAGUGGGAGAAAGACUGGUGUAGAGAGGGUGCGGCAUAGACUGCGGAAGGGGGAGGAGGAGGAUGAUAAGGAGGUGGUGAGUGGCUGUGGAGGCGUGUGGAAAAGGGAGGAGGGAGAAAAACGACGUUCUCUGGAAGAAAGAAAGCGGUCAAGAGCGGAGGGAUGCCGAGAGAGGAAUGAUAAGAAGGGUGGGAGGGUUGAGAGGGCUGAGAGGGAAGCUUAUGGGACAGGCGGAAGGGAGUCUGAGUGGGAGGUUGGAUUGCAGUUAGUAGUGUUUUCAGAAGCAGACAGGCAGGAUACGUGGGGGGAGGCAGAGGGACGGUACGGGGGGUUUGAAGGGGGAGCGGGCGGGAUGGAGGGGGACGCGGAGGAGGAUGAGGGGUCGACGGGGGAGUGUGAGGGGGAAGGGGAGAACGAGACGGAUUUCGUUAUAGGAACACAGGCGUCGCAGGUUGCAGGGGAGGGGGAUGGGCGGCAAGCCGUGGCAGGGGCGGUGUGGGAACGGAGUAACGGACAGGAGAGGGUGAGCGUGCAUGAAUGGGAGGGUUCUGAAUGGGGCUUAGGGGCCAGUUUUGGCCAGAAGCGGCUGGGAAAGGCAGAAAGGGGACAAGGAUUUGAGAGGGAAAGAGCGGCUGAAGGGGGUGGGAGUGUUGAUAUCUGCGAGAAUGGCAGCACAGGUUACAAUAACGAUGCUGCUUGUAACGAGAAAACGGAAGGCUCGUGCAGGAGAGUCGCGUUGGGUGAUGACGUGGCAUGGGAUGAAGCGAGGGAGUAUGAGGAAGCUGAGCUGGAGUUCCUGCUGAGUCAGCAAGAGAGUCAGCCAGGUGGCGGGGAGACUGGGAGAACGGCAUGUGGGGACCAGCUGACGUGUCAUGAGGUGGCGCGAGCAGCAGAGGGUGGGGACCACAUGACGCGGCUUACAGCCAUGCUGACUCAUACCUGGGCGGCAGCGAGGGGGGGACAGUGGAAGGUGCAGGGGGCCACGGCUGGAAGGACAGGAAGAGGGUUAAGAAUGGAUAAGAUUAGAGCAGAUGAGGAGAAAACAGAGCAGACUCAGGAGCAGGAGCAGGGCAGGGAAAAGGGAAGGAGAAGGGCGGUGGGGGAAGGACAAGGGGUAGUCAGAGCACAGGAGCGAGCACCAGGUGAAGAAGGGUUGCAGAUGGUGCUGUGGGGUGGAGCAGGAAGGGACGAGGGAGGGGCUAGUGGGGAGGUUGGGAAGACGGAGGGUUCUGGCCGUGUUGAUUUGAGCGUGGGUGUGUCUGGUGGGAAGAGUGCAGCGGAGGGCAAGGGCAAUCAGGAGGGCGCGGGCGAGCGGAUGGGAGAGCGCUUGGGGGAGGGUUUGCCAAAGGAACGGGACUCCACCGUGGAUUUUAGACCCAUCGAGCGAGCUGACAGGCUGGCAGAACGCGUGGCUGACGUGCUGCAUGACGUGGCAGCGGAUCUGUACAGUGCUGCCGUGGGAUUGGUGCGGGAGGCGCGACGGUUGUUUCGAGAGGAGGCGGCAGGGAAGGGGAGCGGGGGAGGGGGGAUCGAAUCAGUUUCUGGGAGACAGAUGGACGAAAGGGGGAUAGAGACGCAGAUGGAAGAGGGGGAAACUGGGCGAAGGAUCGAUGAGGAGGAAGUGGAAAAGCGGGUGCACGAGGCUCUUCUGUUGGGCAAGGCGGAUUUGCAGCGGCAGUUCCCGUUGGGUUGCUGUGCUGACACACAUGAGAUCUCGAGACUAGGGGAGCCGGGGCCGCCCACACUGGGGGAUCGAGUGCGAUGCCACGAGCUGCAGAUCCUGCUGCGUCUGGAGCUGCUGCCCUGCGACCUCCCCUCGCACCCCCUGGUGUCCCGAUUCGCCAAGCAGACCCGCACGCUGCUGGAGAGGGUGAAUCUGAGCCGAGAGGGCGGCGUGUUUGGGGAGAGCCUGGAGGAGUAUGUUCGGCGACUGCUGUGCUCCAGGUGCCUUUCAUUCGCCAAGCAGACCCGCACGCUGCUGGAGAGGGUGAAUCUGAGCAAAGAGGGAGGCGUGUUUGGGGAGAGCCUGGAGGAGUAUGUUCGGCGACUGCUGUGCAACAGGUACCGCACCAAGUGCCCCAACUUCUCCUCUCAGUUCUCUUCUUCUCCAAGCCUCCCUUCCAAAGCAGCCCCUUCAUCGCCCUUUAACCAACCCCUGCUCACGUCUAUUUCCCUCUCUGUCCCUUAUAACAUUCCCUCUGACCCUCUCAGGUACCGCACCAAAUUUCCCAACUUCCUCUCGCUCCUCUUCUCCAAGCUUCGCUUCCAAAGCAGCCCUCUCAUCGCCCCUCCUCCCCCCCCGGCUGUAGCACGAGCCAACUACCACCCAGGGGCCCCAGAGCCCACUACAGCCGUCGAUCCCCCAGAGGCAGGCGGGAAUGCUGGCCCUCCCGAGAAUGCUGCACGGGGAGAGAGUGCUGGUUCGGAUGGGCAUGCUGGGAUGGAAGAGGGAGAUAAUGCUGCUGCGCACGCCACGAUUGUGCGUGAUCUGUCGCGUGCCUUUGAUGCUGUGGCGGGGGGAAGGGAGGGACGGGAGGGGGAGGAGGAGGAGGAGCAGCAGGGGCAGGAAGAGGCUGCAGAAGGAGAGGAGGGUAAGGAGGAUGGAGAGGUGGGGGAGGAGGAAGAGGGAGAGGUGGUGGGGGAUGAGGAGCAAGAGGAGGGAGAGGAAGGCGAGGAAGGAGAGGAAGAGGAGGGAAAUCUGGGAGUGAAGCAGAAGGAGGGAGAGGAGGAAGGAGAGGAGGAGGGAGAAGUGGGGGACGAUGAGCAGGAGGAGGAGCAAGAGGAGGUGCAAGAGGAGGAAGAGGUAUCAUUCAAUGGGGUAUCGGUGCGGGUUCGAUUAGGGUCUGGCGCCCGUGGCCCAGUGCAACAGAGAGGUGGGUUAGGUCGAUCUUACCAUGUUUCUUCCACCUUCCAGGGGGAGAGGCAGGGGCAGAAACAGGGGGAGAGGCAGAGGGGAAGACAGGGGGAGAGGCAGGGGGAAAGGCAAGGGGAGAGACAGGGGGAGGGGCAAGGGCAGAGUUGUCAGGAGAAGCCACGGCAGCAGUCACAGGGGUUUCAAAAGCCACGAAACCGCCAGCAACAGCAGCAGCAGCAGCAUCAGCAGCAGCGCCUGUGGAGUGAGGCUGGCGCGGAGUCUUCUGGCACUGCUGGUGCAAGCAUGCGCAGCAGUGCUUUUGAGGCGCCUCUGAAGUCGUCUCAGUACUCGGGAAAAUGCUCUGGUGGGGGGAUGAAUGUGCGGGGCAGUGUGGGGGCCACUGGGCGGUGCAGUGGUAGUGUGGACAGGAGGUCGGGUAGCUGUGCCCCUGCUGCUCGGGGUUUACUGGGACCAAUGGGACCAUACAGCCGCCGUGUACCAGCUGAUAGCGCUGCUGCUGCUGCUGCUGCUGCUGCUGCUGCUGCUGGUGCUGCUGGUGCUGGUGUUGGUAGUGUUGGUGCUGCUGGGAGUGCUGGUACAGGAGUGCAUGUCGGGGUCCCUCGUACUGCUCCUGGUAACGCCCCUGUGGACGUGGCGAAUAUGACCAAUCGAGCGGCGAGGAUUCUGAAAGCUGCAGCAGCUGCUGCUGGUGGCGGCACUGGCUUAAAGUCGAAAAAAAGAAAGAGUCCAGAAGGUGGGAGGGGAGGGGAUGGCGGAAGGGGAGGAGGAAGGGAAGGAGGAAGAGGAGGAGGAAAAGGAGGGAGAAGGGAUGGUGAAAAGAAUAACGACGCGGCUGACUGUGUUACCUCCUGCUAUCGGGGUCCCUUGGGGGAGUCUGGAGGGGUGGAAAAGGAGGGAGGGCGAAAGGUGCCCAGAUGCAGUGGAAAGUUUGUUGGUGAUGUGGGUCGGAGUAGGAGAGGGGAGGGAAAAGAGAAGGGGGAUAGGAGGGAGAAGAGGAAGGGGGAGACGGGAGAGGAGCGAAGAGAGGGGUUGGAGGUUGUGGGGGAUGCUGCCUGGUUGGCUAGAAGACAUGGCGCUAAGCCUCCUGCUGCAGACAUUUUCUUAGACUCCCUGGCAGACAUGCUGCUGGGGGAGAAUGGUGCCGCUGCCCCAGCGCCGCUGACUGCUACUGGGUGGAUCAACCGUCAUAUGCUGCUGGGGGGGAGUGAUUCUGCUGCGCCAGAGCCGCUGACUGCUACUGGGUGGAUUAACCGCCGUCAGCCGUCCCUUGGGGCUGCUAGUGAUGGUGGCGCUGCCACUGCUGCUGCUGCUGCUGCUGCUGCUGGGGAUGGGGGGAGAGAGCAGCAGACACAGAAGCAGGGAGGAAGCAGAGAGGAGGCGGAAGACAAGGUAGAAGAAGAGGAAGGAGCAGCAACGGUAGCAGCAGCAUCAGCAUCAGCAGCAGCAGUUACAAAGGGAAUGCAGACGAUAUUGGGGGCGCCUAAAAAGGUAGAGCGGGGGGAGAAGGAGGUGGAAAAAGGGGGGACAGUAGGGGAAGGGGCUGAAACAGCAGGAGAAGCGGAAACAGCAGAAUUGGCGGGAACAGCAGCAGCGGCAGCAGCAGCGGAAUUGCGGAUGAGCCUCAGGCGUGGACGCAAGCCCACGAAGCCUUGCAAGAUUGAGCUGGGACGUCUCAAAAGGGUGGGGAAAGGGAAGGAGGUGGAAGAGGAGGAGGAAGUGAAGGAGGUAGAAGGGAAGGACGAAGGGAAGGAGAUGGAAGGGAAGGAGCAUUCAGGAGAAGAAGCCGAGGCGGUGGGAGCACGGAUGAGUCUCAGGCGCGGACGCAAGUCUGGGAAUCCUCGUAAGCUGGUCCCAGAGCGGCCUAAGGGGGUGGGGAAAGUGAAGGGGGGAGAAGUGGAACGUAGGAGGGGAGGCAAAGCCCAAGGGAAGGCGAAUGAAGAAUGUGAGAAUGGAAUAAUUGGUUCCCCUCGUUGCACGCGGUCACGAGGGAGAGUAGAGGAGGCUUUUGAGGCGCCACAACAGAAGCAAGAAUGUGAGAAAGGAAAGAAUGGUUCCCCUCGCUGCACGCGGUCACGAGGGAGAGUAGAGGAGGAAGAGAAGGAGGAGGUGGAAGAGAAGGAAGAGGAGGUAAAGGGGGAAGAGGAGGAGCGAAGGGAGAGGAGAAGUGGCAAUGGAAAGACGAGGAAUUCAAAUCAAGGGGCAAGAAAGAAGGGCGACGCUGCGGUUGAGGGUCCUUCCUUGCACCGCACUCGAUCACGAGGGGGAGUGGAGGAAUGUGAGAAUCCGGGCAGGGGAAUGGUUACACGACAGCGGAUGGUUACGAGGGCUGGUAUGCAGGGCAUAGCUGGAAAGCGCGGGGUGCAGAUAGGAGAGAAGAAGCGAGGGCAGGGGGUGAGGCGAGGAGUGGGAAGAGGAGGGAAGGGAAGGGGGGGAAGGGUGCGAGGUGAGAGAGGGGAUAAGGGGGCGGAACAGGUGGAAGGGGGAGAGGGGGAAAGUGAAGUGGAAGAGGUAGGAAAGGAGAUGGAAGAGGAAAGGAAAGGACAGGAGGAGAAGAGAGAGGAGGAAGCGAAGGGAGGGGAGGAGGAGAAAGGGGAGGAUGAGAUGGAAGAGGAAGAGAAGAGCGAGGAGGAAGGUCAACGGGAGGUACAAGCGCAGGGAGCUGGGAACGGGAGGCACAGCGAGGAGGAAGGUCAGGGGGAGGUAUGGGAGCAGGGAGCUGGGUUGAAGGGAGGUGAUAGAGGGAAUGAUGAUGGGGGGAACGAUGGGGAAAAGGGCGGGGGAAACGACAGUGGGAACGAUGGGGAGAAUGACGGAAAGGGAGGUGAAAAUGGUGGGAAGGGGACAGAGGGAGCGGAAGAGCAAGGUGGGGAAGAGGAGGGGGGGAAGGAAAUGGGGAAGGAAGGGGGAACUGCGGAUGGGGAGAUGGAAGAAGGGCAUGGGAGUGGGGAAAGGGAAGGGGAAGGGGAAGAAGGGGAGGAGAUGGGAGGAGAGGAAAGGGAACAGAGAGUAGAAGAGUGGGGAGGGAAUGAGGGAGAGGAUGCUAAGAAGGAAGAGAAGGACUUCAGGAGUGGGGAGAACGGAGAGUGUGAGAAUCAUGAGCAGCGGGUGGUGGGGAGAAAGGAGGAGAGGGAGAAGAAAAGGGCUGAGGAGGAAAGGGAGGAGAAAAUAGAGGAGGAGAAACGAGAAGAGGACAUGUGGGAGGAAAGGGAGGCAAGUAUAGAGGAGGGGAGGACGGAGGACGAAGAGAAAGGAAGGGAUGAAGAGAAGAAGUUAGUGGAUGGAACUAAUGGUGAGGGAGAGGCGGAGGCGGAGGAGGAGACGGAGGAGGAUGGGGAGGCGAAGGAGAAAGAGGAGGAGGAAGAGGAGGAGGAGGAGAAGAAAGACGAGGAGAAAGAUGCGGGGGAAGAGGAGAAAGAGGAGGGGGAAGAAGAGGGGGAAGAGGGGGCGAAAGAGGAGGCGAAAGAGGAGGAUAGAGAGGCAGAAAACGAGAGGGAGGAAGAGGAAGAUGAGAAUGGGGAGGCAGCAGGGGUGAAAGAGGAAGGGGAGGAGGAAGGGACGGGGGGUGGGGAUGGGUCGGAGGUUGGGGAAAGGGGCCAAGGAAAGGGAGAAGCUGCGGGUGAGGAGCAAGGAGAUAAGGAAGAUGAAGAGGAGGUAGAGGAAGAGAAAGGGGAGGAGGAGGAAGAGAAAGGGGAGGAGGAAGAGAAAGGGGAAGAGGAGGAGGAGGGUGAGGAAGGGAACGAGGGUGAGCAAGAAGGUGAAGGGGAGGAGGGUGAGAAAAGGGAAGAGAGAGAGAAGGCAAGGAAAGAAGAGGUGGAAGGAGAAGAAGGGAAAAAGGGAGAGGAGGAGGUGGAGGAAGGGGAAGAGGGAGAGGAAGUGGAGGAAGGGAAAAAGGAGGGGGAGGAUUUUGAGGGGGAAAAGGGACAGAAGGAAAUGAAAGAAGAGGUGGAAGAAGGGGAAGAGGGAGAGGAAGUGGAGGAAGAGAAAGAGGAGGGGGAGGGUGAUGAAGGGGAAAAGGGAGAGGAGGAAGGGAAAGAGGAGGUGGAGGAAGGGAAAGAGGAGGUGGAGGAAGGGGAAGAGGAAGAGGAAGUGGAGGGAGGGAAAGAGGAGGUGAAGGAAGGGGAAGAGGGAGAGGAAGUGGAGGGAGGGAAAGAGGAGGUGGAGGGUGAUGAAGGGGAAAAGGGAGAGGAGGAAGGGAAAGAGGAGGGGGAGGAAGGGAAAAAGGAGGGGGAGGAAGAGAAAGAGGAAGGGGAGGAAAGGGAGGAAGGGGAGGAGGGAGAGGAAGUGGAAGAAGGGAAAGAGGAGGUGGUGGAAGGGGAAGAGGGAGAGAAAUUGGAGGGAGGGAAAGAGGAGGUGGAGGGCGAGGAAGGGGAGAAGAGAGAAGAGGAAGGGAAAGAGGAGGGUGAGGAAGUGGAAGAGGGAGAGAAGGAAGACAGAGAGGAGGUGGAAGAAGGGGAAGAGGGAGAGGAAGUGGACGGAAGGAAAGAGGAGGUGGUGGAGGGCGAGAAGAGAGAAAAGGGAGAGGAGGAAAGAAAAGAUAAGGAGGAAGCGGAAGAGGGAGAGGAAGUGGAGGGUCAGGAAGAAAGGGUCCUGAACUUAGUGGAUGGUAUUGAGGAAGGGGAGGAGUGUGAGAGAGGGAAAGAGGCAGAGGAGGAAAGGGAAGAGGAGGUGGAGGAAAGGGAAGAGGAGGUGGAGGAAAGGAAGGAGGAGGCGGAGGAAGGGAAAGAGGCAGAGGAGGAAAGGGAAGAGGGGGUGGAGGAAAGGAAAGAUAAGGAGGAAGGGGAAGAGGGAGAGGAAUUGGAGGAAGAGGAAGAAAGGGUCGUGAACUUAGUGGAUGGUAUUGACGAAGGGGAGGAGUGUGAGAGAGGGAAAGAGGCAGAGGAGGAAAGGGAAGAGGGGGUGGAGGAAAGGAAAGAGGAGGUGGAGGAAAGGAAGGAGGAGGCGGAGGAAGGGGAAGAGGCAGAGGAGGAAAGGGAAGAGGAGGUGGAGGAAAGGAAAGAGGUGGAAGAGAGAAAGGAGGAGGCAGAGGAAGGGGAGGAGGGAGAGGAGGAAAGGGAAGAGGAGGUGGAGGAAAGGAAAGAUGAGGUGGAGGAAAGGAAGGAGGAGGUGGAGGAAAGAGAAGAGGGAGAGGAGGAAGGGAAAGAUGUUGACGGUGAGGGUGUGGAAGAAGAGCUCCUGAUUGCAAUGGAGGAUAUCGAGCAAGGGGAGGAGAAUGCGGACGAGGGAGAUAACGAGGAAGAGAGAGAGGAAGAGGGUCGGGAGAUAGGGCAAGGAGAGAAGGAAGCGGAAGUGAAAGCGGAAGAGGGUCACGAGGAAGAGCAUGGGGAGGAGGAAGCGGAAGAGGGAGAGGAAGGAGAGGAAGAGGGAGAGGAAGGAGAGGAAGAAGGAGAGGUUCAGGAGAUCGAGGAGCGAAUUGAGAAAGCGGGAGUUGGAGUGAGAGGGAAAUUUGGAGUAAGCUUUGGGGAGAGAGAAGAGCAGCGAAAUGGGGAAGGGCAAGAGGGAAGUGAGGAGGAAGAGGAGCAGGAAAGGAAGGAUGAGUUGGCAAACGAGGGAGCGGAAGAGGAAGAGGAAGAGCGAGAGGGAGAGGCGAAAGAAGAAGAGGGAGGACUGGAGGAAGAAGGUGUGGUGCAUCGAGCGUCAGAGAAGGAGCGAAGGGAGAUGGAGCAUACAGAGGAUGUUGGAAAGCAGCAGAAGGGGAGGGAAACUGGGAAGGAGGGGGGGGAGACUGAGGGAAGUGGAGAGAAGCAGUGGGGUGAACAGGCGGAGGGAGAAGGUGGGGAGGGGGAUGAGGGUGUGGGAGGGACGGUGGGAUGCAGGAAAAGAACAAGGGAAGAGGGCAACUGGGGCAGGGGAGGGGGCGUGGAAGGGGAGAGGCAGCCUGGUUGUAUGGAAGCUCAUGGGGUGAAAGAGCGAGGAGAAGGGCUGCAUGCAGGGGCAGAAGGGUUACUGAAGGACGGAUUUGCAGAAGGGAAAGGGGGAGGAGCAGGAGAAGAAGCAGGAGCAGGAGGAGGAGCAGAAAUUGGCAGUGCAAGGUCUCCUGUUAGAGAGAAGGACGAGGGGGUUGGAGGGAGGAAGAAGAAGAAACAGAAGAGGCGAGAAUCUCAGGGCAACGUAGCAACAGUUGUUGAGUCGCCUCAAGGAUCGUCUCAGCACACGAAAAAGAAGACAGUGCAGAGCGGCAAAGCAGCGGGUGUUCAUUCCCCUCAGGGAUCGUCUCAGCACACAAAAGGGAGGGCAGUGCAGAGGAAUGUAGCAGCACUUGUUGAUUCCCCUCUGGGACCGUCUCAGCACAUGAAAAAGAGAACAGUUCAGAGCGGCAUAGCAGCGCUUUUCCUGAAAAGGUCUGGUAAGAAGCCUGUGAGUCAGUCGAGAGAUGGGGGUGUGGGAGGGGAGGGCGCGGGUGUGGCGGAUAUGGGAGCAGGGGGUGCGGGAGUGGGGAGCGUGGGAGAGGCAGAGACAGGGAGCCUGCGGCAGGGGGUCAUGCAGGAAGCAACGUGUGGGGAGGAAACAGCAACGGGAGUGAGUGGGGUGGCUUGUGCGAAGGCAGGUGGGGGGGGUGCAGGAACAAGGACGGGAGGGGGUGGUGCUGGGGGAAAUGCAGAUGCGAAGGCUGGAGGGGGGAGUGCAGGAACGAGGACGGGAGGGGGUGGUGCUGGGGGAAGUGCAGAUGCGAAGGCAGGUGGGGGGAGUGGGGGGGCAAGGACGGGUGGAGGGAGUGGGGGAAGGAAGACAAGGGGGCGGUUGCAGGAUAUUCGACAGUGGUUGGGAGUGGUGGUGGAUGGCGGGAAGAGGUUGGAAGAAGGGAAGGGAGAGAGAGGAGGGCUGGAGGGAAGGAAUGGAGAGGGACAGAGAGGAGGGCAGGGAGGAGGGGAUGGAGAGGGACAGAGGCGAGGGGAUGGAGGAGGAGAGGGAGGAGAGAGAGGAGGGCAUAAAAGGAAGAAAGCGUCGAAGGGGGGAGAGGAGCAGGAAGCGUUGGAGAGGGGAGGGCAGGAAGAAACCGGGAAGGGGCUUGCUUUGAGGCGCCUCAUAUCACAGGAGGAGUGGCGGAUGGAGCCUCAGGCCGUAUCAUCUUCCCUCAACAGCAACAGCAGCGCCGCUGGUGCUGCUGCCUCUAUCACUACGAGUGUGCAAUCCCGUUUACCUCCCUCUCCCGCUUCUUCUUCUCCCCCUGCUCCCUCUCCUCCCCCUGCUGCCCCUGCUGCCCCUGCUCCCACUCCUCCCUCUUCUCCCUCUUCCCCCCCUGCCCCCCCUGCCCCCCCUGCUCCUUCUGCACGUGGGAAGGCCUUGGAAACUCCUCUAAACCCCUGUGAGAAGGGUGCAGCUGAGGGAUCAUGUGAGAAGGAGAAUGGUUCUCUAAACAAGCUUGGCCCUCUGCCUUCCCUCUUUCACAGGCGCCAGCAGUCACGUGCCAUGCUGCCUGCCCCACUCGCUGCCCCUCCUACUGCCCCAAACACCGCCACUCCCGCUGCCUCUCCCAUUUCCCCACCCACUGCCCCAACCUCAUCUCUGGACAUGAACACUGUUCCUUUCACCCAUCCAGCCGUCGCACCAUCCGUAACUGCCACAGCACCAGCCCCUCCUCUCGCCUUCCCUUCCGUUCCUAUCACUCGCCCGCAUUUUGUGCCGCAAGAGUUUACGAGCCUACACGUUUUCGCCGACCCUGCCACCGUGCCUGUCACCGUGCCUAUCACCAAGCAAGCUGCCGUACCUGGUGCUGCCGGGCCUAGUCCUUGCACUCCUGGUCACAAGCUCGGGGGAGGCUCGGGGAAAGGUGGUGCGGGGAAAGAGGUGUUAAGUGGUGUGGGAGUAUCCAGGGCAGGUUUACCUGGUGUGGGUGUAUCUGGUUCCGGUGACGCCCGGGAGUCAAGGAGUGAGGGGAGUGGGGGUGUGGGUGAAGGGGUGGCGGUGGAAAAAGGCUCGCUGGGACUGAAGCGAGUGACUGCUGCCGAUCGUGAGCAGACGGGCGGUGAUGCUUCAAGGAUGAAUGGAGCUGAGAAGACGCGGAGAGGGACGGGAGGAGGCAUCAAGAACGAUGUUCAGAAAGGAGAGGUGGAAGGGGUUUCAGGAGGAGGGGCGAUGGAGACAGGAGGGAGGCGAGAGGUUUCAGGAGCCGCUGUUCGGUUGAUGGGGUUCAACUUGAUGUUCUCUCAAGCACCAGUCACCACCACCACCCCUGCUUCUUCUGGGUCUGCAAGCCCUUUUGGAUCUGCUGCCACUGCUGCUGUUGUUGCAUCAGCACCCUCCCCACGUCCGUCCAUUGCACCCACGCCACCCACACACCCAGCCGCUUCCCCCUCUCACGCCUCCCGCUCCCGUCUCUCCCUCUCCUUUGUCUCCGACGCUGCUCUUCCCGAUGCCUUGGAGCCAGUAAUAGGCUCGCAAGAUAGCCUGGUAAGGAGCUACUGGGAGCGUGCGGUUUUCGAGUCUCCUCAGAAGUCUAUAAAUAAAAAGCUGUUCCUGGGUCGCCUCUAG